Manihot esculenta (cassava) is the source of this 899-nucleotide messenger RNA. Its product is annotated as 54S ribosomal protein L37, mitochondrial. NCBI's taxonomy places the organism in Eukaryota, Viridiplantae, Streptophyta, Magnoliopsida, Malpighiales, Euphorbiaceae. The record is from RefSeq and is a predicted model, not a curated record. The coding region runs from base 191 to 589 and encodes 132 amino acids. Gene Ontology annotation, cellular component: mitochondrial large ribosomal subunit. The transcript has 2 exons. Gene Ontology annotation, molecular function: structural constituent of ribosome.
AAAACCCUAACCGCUAUCUCUUGAACUCAGAACGGACAACUCCCAAAGACAGCCUCACGGCCGCAGCGUCCCAUUCUCUUUAUCACGAUCCUUUCGGUCCCAUCCUCGCCUCCAGCCCGCCGCUCGCUGUCCAGGCUCGUUGACUCCCGCUGAUCCCGUCCUCGCCCCCAGCCGUCCGCUCAUCUGAGCUAUGGCAAUGAACCACAUAAAAUCAUUGAGAGUUAUCAUGAUUGCUAAGGAGGCAGUUAGGACAGUGGACCAACGAACAUUUGCUACUGGGACUGGCAAAGCCAAAAAGGGUGGCAAAGGAGGAGCAGCAGCUGAUGCUCCAAAAUCUACACUUAGCAAAGAGAUUAAGUCUACUACUGUAUUUGGUGCCAAUAUUCUCAAGGAUGGAGCAGAUCCGAAAAUCUUGCCAGAUUCUGAAUACCCUGAUUGGCUGUGGCAUCUUCUUGAUAAACGGCCUGCAUUGAGUGCGCUAAGGAGGGAAAAAAUUGAAAUUCUCCCCUAUGAAGAUCUCAAACGCUUUGUCAAGCUGGACAACCGUGCAAGAAUCAAGGAAAAUAACUCUGUUAAGGCCAAGAAUUGACAUAAAGCAAUUUGUAAGAGGCAUUGUCUUUUGCUUUUGUUUAAGAGAUCCUUUUUGUCUAGGGUCCUUUAUGUGAUUGAGUUGCACUGUGAAAUGAUGAAAUGGGAUUUGAGGGAAUGCAGAAAUGAUUUGGUAUAUACCCGUAGUUUCAGGUGCCACCCUUUUUUAAUUAAACUCUUUUGCUUUCUCCUUUGGGCUCCAUAUUCUGUUUAGAAUAGUAUAAUGAUGGUGCUUAUGGUGAUAGCAGUUUUGGUUUGUUGGCUUGACUCCUCUGUGCACCUCACUAAUAAAAGGAAAGAAAUUAUAUCAA